Molecule: messenger RNA, 813 nt
Organism: Lottia gigantea (owl limpet)
Lineage: Eukaryota; Metazoa; Mollusca; Gastropoda; Lottiidae
Exons: 7
Biological process (GO): CENP-A containing chromatin assembly; DNA replication-dependent chromatin assembly
Cellular component (GO): nucleoplasm
Molecular function (GO): histone binding
Source: RefSeq, a predicted model, not a curated record
GCAGUUAAUCUGAUGGCACAAGGAAAAAGAAAUCUGAUUUGUGGUGAAAUUCCGGCAGCUGUCAAUCAGUUUCAAGAUGCUUGUCAACUCUUAUCUAAAAAUUAUGGCGAGAUGGCAAAGGAAUGUGCUGAAGCAUAUUUUUGCUAUGGACGAUCAUUAUUAGAUUUAGCAAGAAUGGAAACUGGAGUAUUAGGCAAUGCAUUACAAGGAGCAGAAAAGACUGAAGAAAAAUCUGAGAAGACUGAAGAGGAAAUUGUAAAAGAAAAAUCUUAUAAAGAAGCGAAAAAGGCAGAAGACAAAACCGAAAAGACUGAAGAAGGUAUGGAUACAACAGAAAAUCAAGAAAAGCCAGAAGAGAAAAAGGAAGAUGGCAAAGAGAAGAAAUCUGAAGAAGCAAAACCAGAAGAAGAUCCAGAUGAUGUAUCUAAUUUACAGUUAGCUUGGGAAAUGUUAGAAUUGGCGAAAAUGAUUUAUUUAAAAGAUGAAACCAAAGAAGCACAAUUACGAGCAGCUGAAGCCCAUUUAAAACUAGGUGAAGUGAGUCUAGAAACUGAGCAAUAUGACCAGGCUAUAGCAGAUUUUAAAGAUUGUUUAAAAUUACAAGAAAAACAUCUAGAACCAGAAGACAGAUUACUAGCAGAAAGUCAUUAUCAACUAGGGUUAGCAUAUGGUUUUAUGAAACAGUUUGAACAAUCUAUAGAUCACUACAGAGCAGCUAUUAAAACUAUAGAAAGUAAAAUAGGUAAGAUUUUAUAUCCUAUCAAACAGGCAGAACAGGAAAUAAAAGAUUUAAAAGAAAUUUUACCAGACAUC